GUGAGCCUAAAAUGCCUAAACAAACAGUCCCUUAUAUGACUGAAUGAAUGCAGAUGUGCUUGACAGAAACAGAGAGAGUGCUAUCAACGGAAAUGGAGAAUGUGGGCGUGCUGAUGACUUGCUCAAUGUCCGCCUACCUCGAGCGAGAACUCGAGAAACGCUUCAAGCUCUUCAGACUCUGGGAAUCCAAUUCCAAAGCUCAAUUCUUGGCUGGGUUCGGGGAAUCAAUUAGGGCCGUGGUGGGCGACACCAAGGUCGGCGCCGAUGCGGAGCUGAUCGACGCGCUUCCACGCCUCGAGGUCGUGGCCAGUUACAGCGUGGGUCUGGAUAAAAUCGACUUGAAUAAGUGUAGAGAAAGAGGGAUUAGGGUCACCAACACUCCUGAUGUGCUGACGGACGAUGUAGCUGAUGUUGCUAUUGGGUUGGCGCUGGCGACGUUGAGGAAGAUUUGCAAUGCUGAUGCGUUUGUGAGAAGUGGGCAGUGGAGAAAUGGAGACUUCGAGUUGGCUAAUAAGUUUAGUGGUAAGUCAAUCGGCAUAGUUGGAUUGGGCAGGAUUGGAACAGCAAUAGCCAAGAGAGCUGAGGCAUUUGGCUGCAGCAUCAGUUACCAUUCAAGAACCAAGAAACAGAAUACGAACUACAAAUACUAUUCCAACGCAGUCGAUUUGGCUGCUAACUGUGAAGUCCUGGUUGUGGCAUGCGCCUUGACAAAUGAAACGAGGCACAUUGUGAAUCAGGAGGUGAUCGAUGCAUUGGGGCCAAAAGGGAUUCUCAUCAACAUCGGGCGAGGCCCUCUCAUUGAUGAACCAAAACUCAUCUCCGCAUUACGUGAAGGCCGAUUAGCCGGGGCUGGACUUGAUGUGUUUGAGAAUGAGCCUGAUAUAAAUGAGUCAUUUUUCGGGCUGCAGAAUGUGGUUCUGCUGCCUCAUGUUGGAACUGACACUGUCGAAACCAGCAAGGCCAUGGCUGACCUUGUCGUUGCGAACUUGGAACUGCAUUUCCUCAAGAAACCACUAUUGACUCCAGUGGUUUGAGUAGCACUUGCAAGUUAUUCAUUUAUCUUAUUUUCUCCUAACUUGGAGAUUAUUCCAU
Messenger RNA from Sesamum indicum (sesame), 1092 nucleotides. Its product is annotated as hydroxyphenylpyruvate reductase. Lineage: Eukaryota; Viridiplantae; Streptophyta; Magnoliopsida; Lamiales; Pedaliaceae. The record is from RefSeq and is a predicted model, not a curated record. Gene Ontology annotation, molecular function: NAD binding; hydroxypyruvate reductase [NAD(P)H] activity; glyoxylate reductase (NADPH) activity. Gene Ontology annotation, cellular component: cytosol.